AUGGGUCACGACACAAUUUGGUGCAUCGGCCGCGGUUACCGUCUUGAUGACGGUGGCCGAGCGAUCGAAUCCAUGUGGCCCCUCUUCAAACAUGACCGUUUCCAAUUCAUGUCCAUGCAUAUCCCUAGGGAGCAGGUCACCAUGAAGGCUAUUGCUGGUGGUACACUCUUCCAUGUUCAUGUAUCAGUUCCAGUACUGCCGUUGCGACCAGUGGCAGGGGCCUCCUCGGUAGCACUGGCUGAGAAGGGCCCUCAUGAACCUGGAUCAGGACAUGUCAGUUCCAGUUGUGGAUAUCCAAAGUGCUCGACGUGCAAUGGUAGUCACCACAAGAUUCUCUGUGUCAAACAGUCGGACUAUAUCAAUUCUUAUGAUCAUAGUCGUCGCCGUAGUCGCGAACGAUAUCGCUCGACGGAAUCGAAUCGCUCCCGUAGCCCAGAAGGCUACUCAAGAAGUCCCAGCUACGACGGCAGACGUCCACCGACACCGGUGAGAGACCGUUCCCAGUCACCGGCAAGUCGCUGGAGCAACACACGAAGCCCCUCGUAUCACGAGAGGUCAACAGAGUACAGUACAUUCGAGGCGCAAACUCAUCCCAAGACACGACAGCUUCAACCAGUCAUCCUCCUUUUGGACACAGGGGCUCAGAAAAGCUUCAUUUCUCAUUCAGCUGUUCAACGCUUACAAUUGGAGAUACACAGCCCCGCUCCGUUAACGACCAUUACAUUCGGUGCAGUUCGCACAACGGAACACUCAGGCAUAGUCGACGUUAUCCUUAUAGACCUACUCCGCAAGCCUCUUCAGCUUAGCGUUCGUACGAAAAACAAGAUAACUGUGCCAUGCCCUGCACUCCAUAUCACUCCGGAAGACAGAGAUGCCCUACAAGACCUUAGCAUCGCUCCAGAAUCCAUAACAGCGACACGCCAGGUCACGCCAGAUAUCUUGAUCGGAAUAGAUUACUUCUGGGAUAUUGUUACCACAGAUCCCCCGCAUACACUACCGUCAGGGCUCGUCCUCUGUUACACAAGGUUUGGACCCUCCAUCUCUGGCUCACAGUUUUUUCGUUGA
Messenger RNA from Ostertagia ostertagi, 1065 nucleotides. The record is from the annotation of a GenBank genome assembly. Lineage: Eukaryota; Metazoa; Nematoda; Chromadorea; Rhabditida; Trichostrongylidae.